AAGUGGUCAGAACAUCGUCGGCCGCCGCCGCACGUCACCCACCUCCUAAGACCCCCAAAACCAGCCCUCGUCUAUGAAGUGGUUUAUUAGAAGACCGGAAGGCUCCGAAUGAUCUGCGUCUCAUCUGCCUCGCGCUAUAUUGUUGCCCGAUCCUUUUCUUCCUCCUUCAAGAUGUCUCGUUCAGCAUUGGAUGAGAUGACAGAAUCUGGUGCAUUCAAUCGCACACCAUCAACCUUCCGCAAUUUCAUUUCCAAAGAGAAGACAUCUCAAUUUCCAUCUGAAACUGGAAGGUAUCACCUAUAUAUAUCAUAUGCAUGUCCGUGGGCAUCCAGAUGUCUUUCUUUUCUGAUGCUCAAGGGACUUGAAAAGGACAUUAGUUACACAGCUGUAAAACCAAUAUGGGAAAGGACCAAGGAGAAUGAUGAGCAUUUUGGAUGGGUUUUUCCCUCUUCUAGUACAGAAGAACCAGGAGCAGAACCUGAUCCUCUUAAUGGUGCCAAAAGUAUCAGGGAACUUUAUGAGCUUGCUAGCACAAAUUACAUUGGAAAAUAUACUGUUCCAGUUCUAUGGGAUAAAAAACUCAAAACAAUUGUGAACAAUGAGAGUGCAGAAAUAAUCCGUAUGUUAAAUACUGAGUUCAAUGACAUAGCUGAUAAUCCAACCCUUGAUUUAUACCCCCCUCAUAUGCAAACCAAGAUAGAUGAGCUCAAUGAAUGGGUGUACAACACAAUAAAUAAUGGGGUAUACAAAUGUGGCUUUGCCAAGAAACAAGGUCCUUACAAUGAGGCUGUUGAAAAAUUAUAUGAAGCAUUAGACAAAUGUGAGGAGAUCCUUGGCAAGCAACGGUAUAUUUGUGGGAAUACACUUACUGAAACUGAUAUUCGCUUGUUUGUUACUCUGAUCAGGUUUGAUGAGGAGGAGAAUCAUUGGCAUGAAGACAUAAAGGACGGGAAGCUUGUCGAGAAAGACUGAGGAGCAUCGUUGGCAUGAAGACAUAAAGGAUAAGAAGCUUGUCGAGAAAGACUCGAUUGGAGGUUGAGGAGGAAGAAGAAGAAGAGAAAGAAGACAUUGUCUAUGUCAAAUUGUAUUGAGUUUCGUAAUAUAUCGAAAAUUGUUUCGACUGUUUCGUCCGGUACGAGAUUGCAAACCAUGAUGGGGAUACUUUGUGGUAAAAAAAUAGUAGUAGUAAUAAUAAUAACAAAAUAAGAGAUGAAAAUUGAACAAAAAAAUUUAAUUUUCAGAUGGCAAAGGUGUCGACUAGGUCUAAGCCAUACUAGGUACAAUAUUAGAAGUGAGUUUGUGCUGGGGUGGAGGUUAGCCCAUAGGCUCAGCCCGAUCCCAAACCUGAAUGUUAUUAAUCCAACAUGGGAUUGGGAUUGACACAACCCACUAGCUAAGCUUGGGAUUGGCACAACUCACCAGCUUUGUUCUUCCCAUUUUAUUUUAUAAAAUAUUAACAAUAAAUAUAAAUAUCAAAUAUUUUAAAAUAUAUUUAAUAAAAACAAUUUUAAUAAUAUUUAUUCCGGUUUUAAAAUUUUAUAUUAAUUUUGAAAUAUAAAAUUUUAAAUUAAAUAUUUUUUAAUAAAUUGGGAUCCGGGAUGGGCAUAGAACCAAUUUGGGUAGUGUUGCCUGCACCUGGCUCAACACUACCUUUCUCAGGUAGUCUAGGCCUUAUCUGGUCUACCAAACAUGUCCUAAAUUUGAUUUCAUAAAAGUUAUAAAAUCUGCAAUCUGGAUAGACAUCGAGUAUGUUGUUAAUGGGAUAUAUUUGCUUUUUUUACAGGUGUAUACUGUUCACUUCAAAUGCAACAAGAAACUCCUCCGUGAAUAC
Molecule: messenger RNA, 1831 nt
Organism: Zingiber officinale
Lineage: Eukaryota; Viridiplantae; Streptophyta; Magnoliopsida; Zingiberales; Zingiberaceae
Product: glutathionyl-hydroquinone reductase YqjG-like
Exons: 6
Coding region: 109-972 (287 amino acids)
Cellular component (GO): cytoplasm
Molecular function (GO): glutathione transferase activity
Source: RefSeq, a predicted model, not a curated record